GGCGGCGUUGUUGUGAGGCGAGCUGGCAGCGGGCGCGGAGAGUCUCCUUGGGGCUGUCCCUGGUUGCGGCCUGUAGCGCCGGGUGAAGAUGGGCGGCAGCGGCAGCACAAGGAGAGUCACCUUCGAGGCGGAUGAGAAUGAGAACAUCACGGUGGUGAAGGGUGUGAGGCUGUCUGAUAGUGUCAUUGAUCGUAUGAAGGAACCUUCUUCACCCAGUGGAAGAUUGCAGUCUCAGCGCCGACCACCUGGUGCAGUUAAUGAUGAAGAACUAAAGAAAAGAAUAGCAGAAGAACUGGCAUUAGAACGAGCCAGGAGAGACUCUGAAGCUCAAAAGAGAAGACUGAAACAAGAACAAGCGUAUGUACGUGAUGAGUUUGGCAAGAUCCUGGAACGAGAAAGGAUUUCUUCCAAUGAGCAUUUGACUCGAGCCAUCAUUCGUGAGAGAGCUGCGACAGAAGAGGAGCGUCAGAAGGCGCAGCGCUUUGAGAUAGAAAAAAAGGCCAGGCAGCUGGAAGAGAAAGACAGAGAACUAAAGAAGCAUGAUGCCUACUACAAAGAGCAGCUGGCUCGACUGGAAGAAAGGAGUGCCCAAUUCUACAAAGUAACCACAGAGCAAUACCAAAAAGCUGCCGAUGAAGUGUCAGCCCGGUUCAAGCGAUACGAGACUCAACCAGUCUGUGCUGAUCUGCAGGACAAAAUUCUGCAGUGUUACAAGCAACAUGCUCAGGAGACCCUCAGCUGCUCUGCGCUGGCCAGCCAGUACCUGCAUUGUGUCAAUCAUGCCAAACAGCAGAGCAUGCUUGGGAGAGGAGGAUAAAGGCAUUGUCCAAAUCAAGCACAAGACCAUCAACUCUAAUUUCAGCAGAAGAGCAUUUUUUCCCAAGAAUGAUAUGACAGCCCAUUUACAGGGCAGACCAAUAAAGAGAAGAACUGGAAGAGCCAUUUCAAGAGCAGCAGCCAUCACGGCUCAAUCAGUGUGACCAUUUGAAAAGCCAAGACCUAUAUCUUAUUACAUCAGAAAUCAUACAUCCGAAGACACUGUUCAGUCUUAGUAAAAUCCACUUAUUGGUGAUUGAAGAAAGGAAAAGAAAAGAACCUCUCACUGACCUUAGAAAGGGGAAAUAUCCUUCAAAUGCUGCUAUUUCUCUGCAGAGUCUCCUCAAAAACUUCUCACUGUCAAAGGCAUGGGUAUGUAACACUUGGUGUGCCGGGAUGUGGCAGUGCAUUGUGACUAAGUCAGCUGCUGCUCCUCACUGUAUUUGUUGCUUAUAUAAAGUUUUUCUUAUGGUGGAUAAUGGCAUAAAUUUUACUUUUAACUUAUUUUGCAAAUGAUGUAGUCUAAUGAAGUCUCUCAUCAGGCCUUCUGCUGGAAUGAUGUUAAUGAUCCAACGCUUACGAUUUAACACGGCCUUCGUGAAACGAUUCUGUUGUGCUCUUCACUCUGAUAAAGUACUGAUGAAUAUGCCUCAUUCUGUACCAACAAUAAAUAUAUUUUAUGAACAAAA
Messenger RNA from Coturnix japonica (Japanese quail), 1505 nucleotides. NCBI's taxonomy places the organism in Eukaryota, Metazoa, Chordata, Aves, Galliformes, Phasianidae. The record is from RefSeq and is a predicted model, not a curated record.